CCGCCCCUCACCCUCUUAUUUUCUCUUCCUAUCUUCCAUCGGGAUAUAAACUUUCCGUUCCCGGCUAUUUUCUCAGCAAACAAACAAUCCUUUACGAUCCAAACCUAUUGUCAAAUUACUCUAAUUUUCUCCCAUAGAGAGAGAAACGGAGCUCUGAUCCACAGAAGAUUUCCGGUGAAUGGUUUGCGUGCGGGAGCGUGACUCAGAGCGAGUGUUGAAGUCGUCGUCUUCGUCGGUUUCCAUGGCGCUGGGUCCGGAGAGAACGAAGCCUCUUCACAAUUUCGAUCUGCCGUGUUUGAAAUGGGGGAGUCAGAAGUACCUCCGGUGCAUGAGAGAGGUUUCAAACGGCGGCGCCGGCGGUAGGAGUGAUCGGCGAUCUGAUGUCACGAGAUUUCAGAGCUCUUUGGGAAAUCGUCGGAGGGAAUCUGAGCCAGAGAGACGUAAGUUUCGGGCUCCGAAACCGGUAUUUCUGGAUAAUGACGGCAAAGAAGGGAUCGCGGCGAUGGGGGAGAAAAUCCUCUUGGAGAUCAAAACGGUGUCGGAGAAGUUAAAGGACAAGUUUUUAGCGGAGGGAGAUGCUGAAGCCGAGAAGCAAUCUGCUGCGAUGCCGCCGCGGAAGCUCAGGGCAAGAAAGGUUCCGUCUGCUCAGGAGGUUGAAGAAGCAGGUAAGUGCUCGGGAAUUGAAGAGAUGAAGGCGAAUUGCUCGCCGUUGAGGAGUGAGGCGAACAAUGGGGUGAAGUUGACGAGGCUGGUCAGAGGGUUACCGCCACCGGAGAAUAAAGAGAGAGUCAAGUUCUCGGUGCCGCUCUCGAAGAAGGAGAUCGAGGAGGAUUUCAUGGAGCUAUUUGGCCACAAGCCUCCUCGCCGGCCCAAGAAGCGGCCAAGGAACGUUCAAAGACAAUUGGAUUAUCUGUUUCCGGGUCUGUAUUUAAACGAGAUUACAACAGACACGUACAAAGUUCCCGAUGACCCUGAAACCGGCAAGAGAUAGCAAUGAAGUGAGAUGUGGCCAGUGAUGAAGUCUCUAAGAGCUGUGUUCUCUGCUUGUGGUGGUGACUGUGGCGCUAAUUAGUGGGGUAUACCGCACCAGCUAAAGUGACAUGGGAAUUUGAUGAGAGGGUAUUAAAUCCUAUGAAACUUGGGGGUGUAUGUUCAGUUGCUUCUUAAAAUGCUAAUUUUGUUUAUUAAUUAUAUUCAUUUUUCUCUUUUUUUGCACUUAAUAAUUGUAUAAAAGAAACUCUUAUUGAUAUGGAAGAUAAAGUUCUUUA
Molecule: messenger RNA, 1268 nt
Organism: Humulus lupulus (European hop)
Lineage: Eukaryota; Viridiplantae; Streptophyta; Magnoliopsida; Rosales; Cannabaceae
Exons: 3
Coding region: 179-991 (270 amino acids)
Source: RefSeq, a predicted model, not a curated record